AUGCUUCUGGAUGUAGUUACCACCGGCCAUGACCGUAAAUUCCGAAACAAUCAUUGCAAAGGCCUUGGAAUGUUAGCAGGUGUUCACGUCUCGUCCACUUAUCUGUCUCAUGUGCAAAAGCUGGCUGGAAGAACCUUGAGCAGAUAUUCCUUGUCGUUGAGGAGCGGAUCCAGCCAGCGAGCGAACACAGGAUGUUUGUUCAAACGAGAUACUUAUCAUCUUUCUCAUCUUACUUCAGUUGCCUCGAUGCGGGAGUUCGACAUUCUACCGGUGAUUGAUUCUCAAACUCGAAGCUCCAGCACAACAGCUCAUGACCAAGUUUCGCCGUCAAAAGGCUUAUCAAAGUGUGCAUCUGAUUCCACUUCACCUCUAGAACACGAUGCACAUGGCGCUGUAUCUCAAUUCAUUUCUUUUCCUGAAAACACAGCCAUCUCCCCUGGAACGCCUCUCGAAGAACUCGCCAAAUUCUUCAAGUCAGAGAGGUUUGCCAUUGUUACGGACACCGAACGUCGGUUUGUGUUAGCUAUCGUAGUACGAGAGGAUCUAGAGAAGUAA
Molecule: messenger RNA, 555 nt
Organism: Melampsora larici-populina 98AG31
Lineage: Eukaryota; Fungi; Basidiomycota; Pucciniomycetes; Pucciniales; Melampsoraceae
Exons: 2
Coding region: 1-555 (184 amino acids)
Source: RefSeq, a predicted model, not a curated record